This is a messenger RNA of Fragaria vesca subsp. vesca, 533 nucleotides long. Its product is annotated as calcium-binding protein KIC-like. The record is from RefSeq and is a predicted model, not a curated record. NCBI's taxonomy places the organism in Eukaryota, Viridiplantae, Streptophyta, Magnoliopsida, Rosales, Rosaceae. Gene Ontology annotation, molecular function: calcium ion binding. Bases 1 to 354 code for a protein of 117 amino acids. The transcript is spliced from 3 exons.
AUGGCGUGCCACAACGGGGUGGUGUUUGAAGAUUUCUUCCCGGCCAUGGUGGACAAGUUGGGAGCGGAAGGAUUCAUGAAGGAGCUCUGCAACGGCUUUCGGCUUUUGAUGGACGAAGAAAGAGGCUUGAUCACGUUUCAGAGCUUGAAACGGAACUCCGGCUUGCUGGGAUUGGAAGGUAUGAGCGACGAGGAGGUGAGGAGCAUGAUCAAAGAAGGUGAUUUGAAUGGUGAUGGGUGCUUGAAUGAGAUGGAGUUUUGUACGCUCAUGUUUAGGUUGAGUCCUGCUAUGAUGGAAAGUUCUGUAGAGUUGUUGGAGGAAGCUUUUGUUGCUGAUGAUCAUGAUCAGAUGUAGUGAUCGAUCUCUCUUCUUCUUGUAGCAAUCUCGUCGUGUACGUCCUAUCUUUUUGCUUCCAUGAUCGCCCUUAUUUUGUAAUUUCACUUAAGCUUAAUCAUUAUUAGAGACUAUCUUUUUGCUUCCCAAUAUAUAUAUGUUUGCUUUUCAUGGAGAAAAAAAAAAGGAAAAAAAUCAAA